UCAUCACAAGCAUCGCAGACUGAGCAGACAUGAAUGCCAUUUGUCAUCUACUGAUUGUUGCAGUUACUCUGCAAACUGGAAAUGGUGUGUCUUUGAAAAUUGUGGGUGGAAAGGAAGCUGGACUAAGGCCAUACAUGGCCCUCGUGAGAACCCCAGGAAAAACUUUUUGUGGGGGAACUUUAAUUAAACCUGGAUGGGUAUUGACAGCAGCUGAAUGCAGAGUAGACAGAACGACAACUGUUGACCUUGGUGUUCGCUCAAUAAAGGCAACAAGAGAAAAACAGAGACAGCAAUUUACAGUUAUAAAAUCAAUUACACAUCAGAAAUAUAACACGAAGAAACAUAUUAAUAAUCUCCAGCUUCUACAGUUGUCAGGCACAGCAAAUUUAACAAAAGAUGUGAAUGUCGUACGUUUUCCUGAGACAUUUCCAGAAGUUAAACCUGGCAGCGUCUGUGGUAUAGCUGGAUGGGGGAAGACCAAUAACAAAAAUUCUUACAAUUCAGACAAGCUAAUGGAGGCAAGAGUGACGGUUAUAGACAGGAAGAAAUGUGUUAAUCAGUGGAAGCCAACAGUUCAGAUCACAAAGGACAUGGUAUGCACCAGCGGGAAAGAAGCAUCAAUGGGAUUCUGUAAUGGUGAUGGCGGAGGUCCAUUAUUGUGUGGAGGCUUCCUAAAGGGUAUUAUGUCUUUCGGGUCUCUGCUGUGUGGAAUUCCAAAUGGGGCUGAUGUCUCCACUCGGCUGACUAAAGACUACAUGAAGUGGAUCAACAAGGAAACCAAGAAAAGACCAUAGAUCCUUCCUUUUACCUUUUCUUUCAUAUGCAUUACUGAAUGCAAUUU
Messenger RNA from Nanorana parkeri, 841 nucleotides. Its product is annotated as granzyme A-like. The record is from RefSeq and is a predicted model, not a curated record. The transcript is spliced from 5 exons. Gene Ontology annotation, biological process: proteolysis. Lineage: Eukaryota; Metazoa; Chordata; Amphibia; Anura; Dicroglossidae. Bases 30 to 794 code for a protein of 254 amino acids. Gene Ontology annotation, molecular function: serine-type endopeptidase activity.